Acanthaster planci (crown-of-thorns starfish) is the source of this 2157-nucleotide messenger RNA. Its product is annotated as glutathione S-transferase omega-1-like. Gene Ontology annotation, molecular function: glutathione transferase activity; glutathione dehydrogenase (ascorbate) activity. Gene Ontology annotation, cellular component: cytoplasm. The record is from RefSeq and is a predicted model, not a curated record. NCBI's taxonomy places the organism in Eukaryota, Metazoa, Echinodermata, Asteroidea, Valvatida, Acanthasteridae. Gene Ontology annotation, biological process: glutathione metabolic process.
AAACUCUAUAGGCCCUAAUAGUUAGAAUUGCAUGUAAAAAUGGACUUUUCCAAAAGAGAUUUGAGUGAGGACUGGGGCUUGCUUACUGUCAAUCCGUCGCGUCCACGGCCGAACACAUUGCCAAUCAGCCUCGCUCACCACCGGCCAGCCUCACACUUCCUCCGUCCUUGUAAAGCGCAUCAGUUAUUUCACUCAACUCCUAAUCCCGAGAAAAAACUCUUUAUGAGCAGAGUUCUGUACAUUCUGUCAGGUGAUGACGGCGUGACUGAAGUUCAGUAGGCAUGACGAUAGGCCAGCAACGUAUAGAGUACGUGCCAAAGUCUUCCAUCGUGUGCAUAUGUGCCAAUUCUACAAUAAGUAUACCGUACGUGCCGAUGUUGAAAUUUGCCCUUGCCCUCGACACCUGCACUGUGUCGGUAAUUGUGUAUACACAUCGACACAGGAACCAAAACACUAUUUGUCAAGUAGCAAUCUCUCUGUCCCCUGUAGUUUAAGCUGCACUUCGGAGUUUUUUUUUAGCCAAGAUGCCUUUUUCGCCAGAGCAGACAGAACACCUUGCUGAGGGUGGCCUGUUGCCUCCAUUAGGGCAGGGCCUAGUCCGCCUGUACAGCAAUCGCUUUUGUCCGUUUGCCCAUCGAGCUCGUCUUGUCUUGGCCGCAAAGGAAGUACCUUUUCACAUUGUCAACAUUAACUUGAAGAGAAAACCCCAGUGGUAUUUCAGCAAGAAUCCACUGGGCACUACCCCAUGCUUUGAGAGUGACGGCAAGAUUGUGACUGACUCGGCCAUCAUCUGUGAGUUUCUGAAUGAUGCACACACCAACAAUCCUCUCUGGCCACAGGACCCUUACCAGAAAGCACUGGACAAGAUGGUUCUGGAAUACUUCGCCAGCAAGGUUAGUCCAGCUUUCUUCAAAUCCUCUUACUAUCCAGUCAAGGGGGAAGAAGACAAGUGGUUUGGGGAAUAUUUGACCCAUCUCGCUGUCAUCGAAGACAAACUCCAGGAGAGAGGUACUCCAUUCUUUGGAGGUUCAAAGCCAGGCAUGUUGGACUAUCUCAUCUGGCCUUGGUUUGAACGUCAAGUUGUGUACGGCAAUAAAUUGUCCUUCGAUAAGUUUCCGACUUUGUCAGCAUUCCGAGCAGCAAUGAAGCAAGACCUGCAGUACAGCAAGCUGCUGUGGCCGAUGACCUGUACGUCAAACAGUUCAAUAAUUACAUCAAUGGUAUCUAUGAUUAUGACAUCCAAUGAAAUCAGAUGUUAUCGUUCAUCUCAGAAAUGCAGUGUUUCUGCUCACAGAACCUGUCCUGUACAAGUAGAUCAUACCUAGUAUGUGUGGAAAACAACAGGGUGUCUUCCAGGGUUGGCCGGUUCAAACCACCUUGAUUUUAAAUAACCAAUGAAAGUUACAAUUUAAAUUAGAUGAUUUAAAAAAAAAUUGAUUUACAUCAAUGGUUUUUUUUUAAUGGGUAAAAUUUUCCAUUUGUUCAACUAACUGCACAUUCUUCCAGGUUCUACAUAUUCUAAAUGGCAACUACAUUUCUCUGGGGCCUUUAGAACCUUCUGAUGAAAACUGUGGAUGCGUGACAAUAGCAAACAGUCCACAUUGGCAGAGGUUUUCUUGGUCAAUUAAUUGACGAUUAACAUCUCUAUUUAGUGUUGCAGAACUGGUAUUUUUAUCGAUCAUUGGUGACGAUUUAGACCAAUCCAGCAUCCAGGAAUAGAAGCCAUUACUGCAGGGCCAUCCUAUUUACAUGCAGGUGGUACACACGUGUCAAAUUUCUCUCAGAAAGGGCAUUGUGACUUGCCAAAAUCAGUGCAAGCGCAUGCUCAAUGUAACACCCAUGUAUAAGUGGGAUGGCCCACAGGGAUGGCAUCUCCUCAGGUUUGUCUAUAAAAAUGUCUCAAUAAGUAUGGGAUUUUGUAAAAUUUACAUCAAAAUCACAUUAAAACAGCAUUUUUUUCCAAAAAUCUCUUUCUGUUGUUGUGCUGUUGCUAUGAGACGGGUAAAAAUGUGGCUUUAACAUGUUAUCAGUCUUGAGUACAUGUAUUGGGAAUGUUAGUUCAGUUUUUCCUUUUUUUGUAGAAAUUAAGUUUUGUUAUAUGUAGUUACUUAAGUACUUCAUGGUCUUUCAAUAAACUCAUACUAAUAGAUUUUGCAA